AUGUUGGAUUUUAUGGAGAAUGUGCAGAAUGCAUUCUAUGAAGCUUCGCAUUGGAACGUCGACAAUUCCUAUGGCGCCCUGAACGCGACCGCGCGAGCAUUGCUCGACUUCCAGACACCGAGAGGACUGAGACUCCAGAUAUCCUCCCUUGCCGCCUCAAAUUUCGCGACCUCGUAUACGAUAGGAAGUGUGGGGUUUGUCGAUGGCUCCGUGUCUUACCUGUACUCUUCGCUUCCAUUGAGGAGGAAGUUCAAAAGCGUCGAUCUCGACUUACACCAUGUUGUACGAGGUUAUCGACAUCUGCAAGACCUAAGGAGGCCAGACGAGGAUUGGUGGUGGGAGAUAUGGCACAGCGGGAAACGGAUCGACCGCAAAGAUACUCUGCUGUACGGACGCAUAUUCUUGCCUCAGUCCAGGUUAGAGGCCCUGUAUCUGCGUCGCCUGUCACCGACCCGGCAGCUGCGUGUCUCUGCCGUCAGCGACUCGAACCUCAACAAUGGCGGCACCAUCCUCACGCUGCUGCAGAACGAUGUGGGCAAAUAUAGCACGGAGUACAUGUACAGCACCGAUUCGGCAUUGAUGGGGAUACGGGGUCUCUACAACUUCGGACGGGAUCCUCGAGCUGCGCCCACGGAGCCUAUGACCGCUCAGCAAGUCGCUGAACCCGUGCACGGCCGAUUCAGCGCCGGAGCGGAACUCUACUAUGGACUCUUGAACAAGAGCGGCGGCAUCAGCACCGGCUUACGUUUUACGACGCUGCCCAACCAUACGGGCUUUCCGUAUACGAUGACGCUUACGUUGAAUCCGUUGAUGGGUAAUCUUUCCUCCACCUAUGCUGUCAAGGCCAGCCACAACCUAGCGCUGUGCUCCCGGUUUGACUUCAACUUCUAUUCCUACGAAAGCGAGCUGCAGCUCGGUUGCGAGUUGUGGCGACGCCGCAGCAACACCGACGUGGAAUGGGCGGUUAAAAAGCUGCGCCCAGACUGGAGGAGGCCGACGGUUGGGCCCGAUGACGAUGUGUCUGGCAUCCUCAAAGCCCGCGUCGACCAGGACUGGCGCAUUGGAGUGCUGUGGGAGGGCAGGAUCAAAGAGCUGCUGUUCACCCUUGGCGCAAGCCUCGACCUGAAGAAGCGAGAGCAGGUAUUCCGGGCAGUCGGUAUCGAGCUGCAGUACUCCUCGUGA
Molecule: messenger RNA, 1182 nt
Organism: Trematosphaeria pertusa
Lineage: Eukaryota; Fungi; Ascomycota; Dothideomycetes; Pleosporales; Trematosphaeriaceae
Product: mitochondrial distribution and morphology protein 10
Exons: 3
Coding region: 1-1182 (393 amino acids)
Biological process (GO): phospholipid transport; protein insertion into mitochondrial outer membrane; mitochondrial outer membrane translocase complex assembly
Cellular component (GO): ERMES complex; SAM complex
Source: RefSeq, a predicted model, not a curated record